Messenger RNA from Hevea brasiliensis (rubber tree), 1581 nucleotides. RefSeq names its product agamous-like MADS-box protein AP1. NCBI's taxonomy places the organism in Eukaryota, Viridiplantae, Streptophyta, Magnoliopsida, Malpighiales, Euphorbiaceae. Gene Ontology annotation, cellular component: nucleus. The transcript is spliced from 8 exons. Gene Ontology annotation, molecular function: DNA-binding transcription factor activity, RNA polymerase II-specific; protein dimerization activity; RNA polymerase II cis-regulatory region sequence-specific DNA binding. The record is from RefSeq and is a predicted model, not a curated record. The coding region runs from base 846 to 1385 and encodes 179 amino acids. Gene Ontology annotation, biological process: positive regulation of transcription by RNA polymerase II.
UUAUACAUAAUAUAUAUCUCAGGCUUGCUAUGUGGUUUUUAGGUUUUUCUUUUGUUUUGUAAGAUCUGAUGGUUUUCUGUAUCGAUAUUGUUUUCUUUGUGUUUCAUCAACAUGGUUUUAAUUUAAUUUCUUGACUUAUUUGGAUACUCUUUUCUCAGAAAAUUCUUUAUCCAGGGACACUAAUCUACAUGGAUGACACGUAUCUUGUACAAAAAUGACCAUCUUCAACUUAUAUUCUAUUUUGUUCUUUAUUUUUCCCCCCCUUUUCUUUCUCCAAGAAAAUCAGUCACAGACGCACUUGACAUUUGUCGAGAAUAGAUUUGCUCUUGUCUAAUUUCAUGCACAGCUAUUAAUUAUCAGAUAAGUUACGUACUUUAUUUGAUCCCUUGUUUUGUACUCCAUUGAUCGGAAAUGUUAUUUGCAGUGAAGUUCUUUCUUUCUUUUCUAUAAUGUUACCUUGUCCAAGCACUACGCCAUAAUUUUUAACCUAUGCUCAUGGUGCAAUACAUAUAUUGAUCUUGCUAAAUUAACAAUAUAUAAAAUAAAUUAAAAACAUUCAAAAAUUCAUAUCUCUCUCUCUCGCUCUCUCUCUCUCUCUCUUAAAUCUCUGCAAAAGCAAAGGCGAUUUCUAGAUGAAAAUAUAUGGGAACUUGAAGUUUGAUUUAUGCCAACCAUCUGGACAUGUGUUUCAGAAGAUUCGAUGGGUACUUAACUACAGUUGUAUUAUUGUCUGCUUCAUAUGAGGAACCUCUUAAAAGUAAAGCCUAAUCUAACUGCAAACCCUACUGUCAAUAAGGGAACUCCGAUCCACCAGUUCUCUGGCGAAGCAGCUAGUCCUCUAUCCCAUGGAGAAGAUCCUUGAACGAUAUGAAAGGUAUUCUUAUGCUGAGAGGCAGCUCACAGCUGACCUUAAUUCACAGGAGAAUUGGACCCUGGAGUACAACAGACUCAAGGCAAAGGUUGAGCUUUUACAGAGAAACCUUAGGCAUUACAUGGGAGAAGAUAUAGACUCGUUGAGCCUGAAAGAGCUGCAAAACUUGGAGCAGCAGCUUGAAACUGCUCUCAAGCACAUUCGGACUAGAAAAAACCAACUAAUGUACGAGUCCAUCUCUGAGCUUCAGAAAAAGGAGAAGGCAAUACAAGAGCAAAAUAGCAUGCUAGCAAAGCAGAUUAAGGAGAAUGAGAAGGCAGUGGCACAGCAGGCACUCUGGGAGCAGCAUAACCAUGGAACUAAUAUGUCACCCUUCCUUCUGCCUCAGCCACCGCUCCCAUGUCCAAACAUUGGUGGCACUUACCAGGAAGAAGCACCAGAAGGGAGGAGGAACGAGCUUGACCUUACCCUGGAGCCAAUAUACUCUUGCCACCUUGGAUGCUUCACCACAUGAAAAUGGUGACAAAAGGGAAAGAUACAUAAUGCUCUAAUGGGUACUUGCAGGCCAUAAAGUUUUUGGCUUUUUAAUAUAGACUUGGAAACAUUGGCUAAGAUAAUUAACAAAAAAUAUCAGAAAAAUUGAUGUGACUAAGACUUGAUCAUCUUGGACGCUUUUGCAUAUAUCUAAUGUAACAAAUCUUCUAUCUUGA